UUGGAUGGGUUGUUGCAAGUUUAGGGGAGGAAGUAGCUGGAGGAACUGGGAGAGUUUGCAGUCAGUUGUUUGUCUUUUAUCAUGUAGAUACACUCUCUGCCGGUUUCAGUUCGUUUGCCAUUUUUGUUUGCCCUUGUUUAUUUAUUUUUUUCGAUUGUGUCUGCCCUUCAGACAGUGUACAUUGUUUAGUAUUUUGUUGCUUUGAGUGUUGUUAUUCCUCGAACACGAUAAACAGUGUCACGGUGCUUGCUGGUGCUGUGUUGGAUAUGUCGAGAUGGGAGAGACUGUGAUUUCAAGUUUGAAAUAACAACAGCAACAAAACUAGUUAGCUGCCGAGGUUCUCAUCGAAAGUAUUGUUUUGCGCAACAAAAACAAAGAGGGACGCAUGUAACAAAGGAGUGAGGAUUUCAGAAAGCCGUGACUAUGGGUUGCAUCAAGAGUAAAGAGGACAAAGGCCCAGCCAUGAAGUACAGGCCCGAGAACACCGCCGACUCAGUCAGCGCACACGUGGGCCACUACGGCCCAGACCCCACCCAGCUCAACCAGUCUCCCGCCCCCAAGGGUCCGGCCAACAGCUACAACAGCCAUUCCAUAACCCCUUUCGGAGGCUCCUCCAUCAUGACCCCCUUUGGGGGGGCCUCCUCCUCCUUCAGUGCUGCUGUGUCAAACCCCUUCCCAGGAGCUGUAACAGGUGGGGUUACAUUUUUUGUGGCCUUAUAUGACUAUGAAGCCAGAACGUCAGAUGACCUAUCAUUCAAAAAAGGGGAUAGGUUCCAGAUCAUUAAUAACACAGAGGGUGACUGGUGGGAAGCGAGAUCCAUUAACACGGGGAAGAAAGGAUACAUUCCAAGUAAUUACGUGGCUCCUGCGGACUCCAUCCAGGCAGAAGAGUGGUACUUUGGAAAAAUGGGACGCAAAGAUGCUGAGCGGCUACUCUUGAACCCAGGAAACCAGCGGGGCACUUUCUUGGUUCGGGAAAGUGAAACUACUAAAGGAGCAUAUUCCCUGUCCAUACGGGACUGGGAUGAUGCAAAAGGUGACAAUGUGAAACACUACAAAAUCCGAAAACUUGACAACGGGGGCUACUAUAUCACCACCAGGGCACAAUUUGAAACACUACAGAAACUGGUGAAACACUACACAGAGCACGCAGACGGGCUCUGCCACAGGCUGACCACGGUGUGCCCCACUGUGAAGCCCCAGACACAGGGCCUGGCCAAGGAUGCCUGGGAGAUCCCCCGGGAGUCUCUGAGGCUGGAGGUGAAGCUAGGACAGGGAUGCUUUGGAGAGGUCUGGAUGGGAACAUGGAACGGGACCACAAAGGUUGCCAUCAAAACCCUAAAGCCCGGAACCAUGUCACCAGAGGCCUUCCUGCAGGAGGCACAGAUCAUGAAGAAACUUCGGCACGACAAGCUGGUUCCUCUGUACGCCGUGGUGUCCGAGGAGCCCAUCUAUAUAGUCACAGAGUACAUGGCCAAAGGAAGUUUGUUGGACUUCCUGAAAGAGGGAGAAGGCAAAUACCUGAAACUCCCCCAGCUUGUUGAUAUGGCUGCCCAGAUUGCUGACGGAAUGGCUUUCAUAGAGAGGAUGAACUACAUCCACAGAGAUCUACGAGCGGCGAAUAUCCUUGUUGGGGACAACCUGGUGUGCAAGAUCGCUGAUUUCGGACUGGCAAGAUUGAUUGAGGAUAACGAGUACACCGCGAGGCAAGGAGCCAAGUUCCCAAUAAAAUGGACAGCACCUGAGGCUGCUCUGUACGGCCGCUUCACCAUCAAGUCAGACGUCUGGUCCUUUGGCAUCCUGCUGACAGAGCUGGUGACAAAGGGCAGAGUGCCGUAUCCAGGUAUGGUGAACCGGGAGGUGCUCGAACAGGUGGAGCGUGGGUACAGGAUGCCAUGUCCGCAGGGCUGCCCUGAAUCCCUGCACGAGUUGAUGAAGCUAUGCUGGAAGAAAGACCCCGAUGAGAGGCCCACCUUUGAAUACAUCCAGUCCUUCCUGGAGGACUACUUCACAGCCACGGAGCCGCAAUACCAGCCUGGAGACAACCUAUAGAGCCCUGCCAUGCUAUGCUCUACCUUCCCUUUUUCAUCCUGCAGAGGUGCAGUCUGGGAGAAAAACCAAGAUACAAGAUGGUUUCAGGACUAAAAAUACAUUUGGAAAAAAAGCAAUGAGUAGCGUUCUGUAAAAAGCAAACUGGAAGCUUGGUUCACAGUUGCACAAGCCACUGCUUAUUUUCUUAAUUUGAAAAAAGGUAAAAAAAAAAAAUUCUUCAUUUCAGACACUAAUCCUGGACAUGUCACCAAUGUUUAUUUCAGGUAUCGAAGGUCUUUGUUGUAUAGACAAUUACGUUUCUCUCUCUCUCAUUAUGUGUACCUGAUUCAAAUGUAAAUUUCAAAGUGACCAAUUUAUUCAGUGUAAUCUUUCAGUCCUGUUGAAUCAUGAAAGCAUUGCAUCGUACUGUGAACCUAUCAGGUGACAACCCUGGAAAGCUUGAGUGUUCAAAUCAAGAGGGCAAGGAAUGGAAUAUAGUGAUUGAUGAAAUCUAAACUGAGAAUAUAUUUUAUGAAAUCAAUGGGAAAUUGAAAAUGAGAGGAAAUGCACUGCUUUCAGCACAUUUCAUCAGAUCAGCUGGAAGAGAUUUUUUUUUUUUAUAUAGGUGACUUGGGUAGAAAAGAUCUGUAGGCUUUACUAAUUCCUUAUUUGUUGAUUUUGUGUGAUUGUAAGAACUUGAAACCAUAUCGUGUUAGCAGAUUUUUAAGAACCUUUAUCUUUAUCAUGAAGCUCCCCUGUCCUGAAAUAACAUUUCUAUAACACUAUGAAAAUAUCAUUUUCGGGGCAAGUGCCAUAAUUCUAGACAGCUGCUGAUUAAACAGAAUAACUCCUCUCUAAGAAUGUGGUAAAUUGCAAAAGCUGGACUGAAAAAAAUGCACAUUUGUCAAAAGUGACAUUUGAAAAACACUAUGAGUCUAACUAUGACUCAGCAGAAAAUAAUAAUAUUUCAGUGUUGAAAUGCUAGCACUACACCUCAAGCCAAGUGCAUUGUUCUGGAACAUAUCAUAGCACUACACAACAACUGUGGACCAAGACGGCAGAAGUUCUUCAAGGAUUUCAAUGUUAGCAUUACAGCAAAGCCCACUGUGAACAUAUGCCCUUCUGGGUUCCAUGCAUCACAGUAUGGUAGAAAGGAUAAGUGUAUUACGAGAGAGGUCUUCCGCCUAGCAAAAGAAGCCACUUUAUCUUAAUGGGAAAUGUUGCCAAAGUACUACAAUUUAAAAUUAUUCAAUAUUUUUUAUUUUAUUCUAAUUAAUUUUUAUGCUGUCCCCAGAUUUCAAGCAACUGAGCGUUAUUUGUUGACAUAACGCAUCUUAAUAUGUACAUGUUUUCAUUUGUGUGAGUUUGUACAAGUAUUUAAGCCAGCCAAUUUCAGUGAAUGAGAAACUUUUUUGUUUUUUUGUUUGUUUUUACUUUAACAGGGUGGAUUACAACCGAAUCAAAGAAAGGUUUUAAAACAGCAUCACUAGUUUACACGUCCUAUACAUUUGUUUUGGUUCUGCAGAUUUCAGUCAAGAUGUGCUCCGUUUCAUUUGAUUUUCUUUGUUUUUCAUAUAAUGUGUAUUUGUAGUUUAUCCUCUGUGGGACCCAUCCUUGAAAGAGUAUUUCAAACUGUGACAGUAACCACGAUUCAUGAUAUACCAAGUGUAGUGAAUGCAGUACUUUGAGUCAGAGGCUUGGGUCUCAGGUGCACCCAGUCGUCGUCUUUGGACCCUGUGUACCAUAGUUUUGAUACUGAGUCCUUGAAUGAAAUUAACACGCUCCACGAGUGCCAUCCUUUUUACAUGUCUCCUCCAUGUUCCUCUUUCUUUCAGCAGUGACAGAGGAUUUGAUAAAGGGCUUUUACAAAGUUUUGAAAACCUCUAAUUUUUUUAAAGGACGCGUUUUAAAGAGGAAAGCAUGAAAACACUUUUUUCAUGAUUUAAAAACUGGUUACAGAAGCUACACACGAAAGAAGGUUCUGGUAAAAUGGUUUAGUUUCUUGGAAAAAAUUUGUACAGAGUAAAGAGAAAUAAAACGUUUCCUGCUUUUACUCCGUUGGCUUAUUAAAUGUCUCCUUGUA
This is a messenger RNA of Megalops cyprinoides (Indo-Pacific tarpon), 4114 nucleotides long. RefSeq names its product YES proto-oncogene 1, Src family tyrosine kinase (gene yes1). Gene Ontology annotation, cellular component: extrinsic component of cytoplasmic side of plasma membrane. The record is from RefSeq and is a predicted model, not a curated record. The coding region runs from base 424 to 2052 and encodes 542 amino acids. Gene Ontology annotation, biological process: cell surface receptor protein tyrosine kinase signaling pathway; protein phosphorylation; innate immune response. Gene Ontology annotation, molecular function: signaling receptor binding; non-membrane spanning protein tyrosine kinase activity; ATP binding. Lineage: Eukaryota; Metazoa; Chordata; Actinopteri; Elopiformes; Megalopidae. The transcript has 12 exons.